Trichophyton verrucosum HKI 0517 is the source of this 2043-nucleotide messenger RNA. RefSeq lists its product as uncharacterized. Gene Ontology annotation, cellular component: membrane. Lineage: Eukaryota; Fungi; Ascomycota; Eurotiomycetes; Onygenales; Arthrodermataceae. Gene Ontology annotation, biological process: transmembrane transport. Bases 1 to 2043 code for a protein of 680 amino acids. Gene Ontology annotation, molecular function: myo-inositol:proton symporter activity. The record is from RefSeq and is a predicted model, not a curated record. The transcript is spliced from 7 exons.
AUGGCCGAACCCGAGCGUGGCAACGAGCCUGCCACCGACACGCAGCAGCCGACCUCGACGCAGGAGACAGCUGCACCACAGCCAGAGACGCAGCAGGUCUCACCCCAGACUCAGACAGCUCAUGUCGAGCCGAAGCUGAGCAAUGGAAGCUCUGACAUUGAAGACGAAGAGCGCGCAGAGAGAGAUCGCAUCGACCUCCAGCACAACAUAUCCGCAAAAGUGCAGAACCCGCUGGCCGGCAUCCCCAAGAGACAGCUUCUCCGUGAUGUGGACGAGUUUGCGACCAAGUACGGGAUCGAAGAUGCUCUGCCGCUGCUGCGAAAGGGCGCCCUCAUAGCAAAGGAUCCCGCCAACUUCGAGACCGUCGAGGGCCUGACCGACGACGAGCGAGACUCUAUCCGCCGGGAGGUCACUCACAAGUGGCGCCAGCCAUGGUCGAUGUACUUUACCAUCAUCCUCUGCUCUAUCGGAGCUGCUGUGCAAGGAUGGGAUCAGACUGGUUCCAACGGUGCCAACCUCUCAUUCCCCAAAGCUCUAGGUAUCGAUGAUUCUCCGGGAGCUCCCAAUGCUGAGGUGAACUCCUGGCUUGUUGGUCUCGUCAACUCUGGCUGCUGGCUUUCCGACCCCCUGAACCAGUAUCUCGGUCGUCGAGGUACCAUCUUUGUCUCCGCGGUAUUCUGUGUCUUGACCCCCAUCGGCUCUGCUGUAGCUCAAACAUGGGAACAACUGCUCGCAACCCGUCUCCUCCUCGGUGUUGGAAUGGGUACAAAGGCCUCCACUGUUCCCAUCUUCUGCGCUGAAAAUACGCCAGCUAUAGUCCGCGGUGGCCUCGUCAUGAGCUGGCAGCUGUACGUUCCCCUUUCGGCUCCUUUCCUAAGUUUGCAUAUGACUAACAUCUUUACUAGAUGGACCGCGUUCGGUAUCUUCCUCGGAUUCACUGCUAACCUGGUUGUGAAAGAUGUUGGAACAAUCGCAUGGCGCUUGCAAGUUGGUUCUGCUUUCAUCCCAGCUGUCCCUCUCGUGGCAAUGGUGUACCUCUGUCCCGAGUCGCCGCGUUGGUAUAUUAAGAAGGGCAAGAUCUCCAAAGCUUUCCAUUCUCUCAAGCGGUUAAGAAACCACCAGAUUCAGGCUGCUAGAGACCUCUACCUGAUCUACUCCCAGAUCCAGAUCGAGGCCGAGCUCGCCGGAGACAGCAACUACAUCACCCGUUUCUUCCAACUAUUCACCAUUCCCCGAGUUCGACGUGCAACUCUGGCUUCCUUUGUCGUCAUGAUUGCCCAGCAGAUGUGCGGAAUCAACAUCAUGGCCUUCUACUCGUCAACUAUCUUCAAACAAGCCGGCGCCAGUGAGUCUGAGGCUCUCAUUGCCUCAUUCGGUUUCGGUCUUGUCAACUUCGUCUUUGCGUUCCCCGCCAUUUGGACCAUCGAUACCUGGGGUCGACGAGCUUUGUUGAUCUUCACUUUCCCACAGAUGACAUGGACUCUCCUGGCAGCCGGUUUCUGCUUCUACAUUCCGGAGGAAAACAGGGCCCACCUCGGUCUCGUUGCCUUCUUCGUCUUCCUCUUCGCUGCCUUUUACUCUCCUGGUGAGGGACCAGUGCCGUUCACAUACUCUGCUGAAGUGUUCCCCUUGUCCCAUCGUGAGGUCGGUAUGUCAUGGGCUGUGGCAACCUGUCUUUUCUGGGCAGCAGUGCUCUCCGUCUCGUUCCCCCGAAUUCUUCAAGCCAUGACCCCAACUGGUGCCUUUGGCUUCUACGCUGGCCUGAACGUCCUUGCCCUGAUAAUGAUUUAUCUCUGGGUUCCUGAAACAAAGCAACGCACCCUUGAGGAACUCGACUACAUCUUUGCUGUCCCCACAACCACUCACAUGCACUACCAAGUCUUCAAGGUCCUGCCUCACUUCUUCCGUCGACAUAUCCUCCGCCAGAAGCACGCUGAGCUCGAACCCUUGUACAAGUUCGAUGAACUUCACCGAGACGACGACAGUGAUGACGCCCGCCCCAGUGUCCAGGCUGACCACGGGGCGACAGCAGAGAAGAUGUGA